CUAGCCGGUGGGUGGAUUCAAGCCACUUGUCCUUCAGCUCUCGUCGGAGGUAGACACGAUUCGCACAUAACAGCAACAGCACCGAAAACGUUGCUUGAUUUUGUUUGUUAUUUUCUUAAAAUUUUACAGUUGUGUUUUAGUGUGACUUAUCGACAGUCGGUGAUAAAAGUGAAGACAAAACACGUGCCACAAAAGAUGGCGCGCAAUCAGUGAUUUCAACGUCCGAACUAAGAAAAACAUCUUGACAAUAUGUCAGAUCGUGAAUUCGUUAUUGUGAUCGAAAGAAAUCCAUCGAGUAAUACGCACAAACACACAAUUCAUUUUAGCUAGUUACGAAUUUCGGAAGGACCGAGAAGUAUUAGGGCAAAAACGAGUGGAACGCAAACAAAAAAACAAAAGAAUAACUAGGAGCGUUCGUGCGUUCACCAGAGACCUUGAAAAAAUAAGACGGGAAGGAGAGAAGAAAGAGAGAAACAAGAAAAGAGUUUUUGGAAACAUUUCACGCAGUCAAGCAAAAGAAUCUGAGCAAGAAUGCCCAAGAUUUUCGUGUUGAGGAAUCGCUUGCAGGAGCAACAGGCUCGCCUUUUGGAGACGCAGAAAGGCCAACAGACCAAGAUCCGGUCGGACGAAUUGUCGAAUGAUUUCGAUGGGCUGCAGGAUCAACCCGUGGCUUUGAUUGUCGACAGAAAAUCGGAUAUCACCGCCGCUGUAGCCGCCAUUUCUCUUUCGGCUUCUACUUCCGACAAGGAUAAUUGCCCUCCACAACAGCCAGAUCAAGCAGAAAAAAGUGAAGAACUACCUGUAGCGGAAAAAGAGAAAGAGCUACAAGAAAAUGAAAAAGAGGAGGAAGAGGAGGAGGAGGAGGAGGAGUCGAUAGUGUCGCAACAACCGGGAUGCGGAAGGAGGUACUUGCCUUUCUUUGCUCAUCUGCAAAAGGAUCUGAAACAAUUGCCGGAGGUGUCGGCCGUGGUUGGUGAAGAUGAACCGACCACGCCCGGACCGUUGCGCUACGUUUCUGUCAUCCAAAGGACGCCGCUCUUCCGGCCGCGUGAACCCGAAGCCGAGAAGAAACGGGAAGUGCCCCAGCCGUCGCCCAAACCGAAAAAGGAGCCACACAAUGACGAAAAAACGGAAGAAGAAGAUGAAAUUGGUGAAGAGGAUGAUGCGGCGUUGCCAGUUCAAGAGGCGCCCAUCGAUUACCACGUGCCCAGAGCUAAAUCACCUGACGCUAUGGACGAGGCAGAAAGAACUCGAGGGGAUGUGCGAGAAACGGCAGCAUCCGCCAGGCGUCGGGCUCGAGAAGCGGCCGAUAACGGAGCCAUCGACAUGCGAUGCGUCCGUCCGCGGCUUUCCGCUUCGCCGAGGCGCCGCGGAGGCAAUCACCACGACGGCAAACCGAUGGAUGGAGAUAACGGCUGCGGAGGAGGUGGCAAUGGCGGCGGAGGCGGCAACAAUGGCGGAGGCGGUGGUGGAUACAAUAACAACAACGGCGGAGGCAGAUCUUACCAAAUGGGUGGAUCUGGCGGAGGCGGAGGCAUGUCGGGAUUUGGCGGUGGGAGCGACUCGGGUAACGGCGGUGGCAAUGACAACCACCUGCCCUAUGGCGAUGGAUCGCUGCCGCUGGACGGUUGCGGCAAUGAGUUUGAUUACACCCGGCUGGAACAGCUGGGACCGCUUCCGUCCCUCAACGAUGUCCUUCCAUCCAUGAGAUCCUUUCAUCCGAGCCUCUACGCUCGGCUGCAAGAGCCGCCCCGCUACGCCAAUCCGCCUGAUUUAGAUCGCCCGCCUGGGGGUGGCGGCGGAGGAGGACCCGGAAGUAACAGCGACCUUGAAGCCACCUUGACGUCGCUGACGUCGCUAACUAAUUUGAACCCGUUCAAUGGCAAUCUCAACCUGUACGGAAACUACUCGCAAAAUGCUUACAAUUUCACCAAUUCCGGACAUGGUGGACCCGUCACUGCCGCCCACACGCCCAAUUCCGGUGGCGGACCGAGUCCUUGCGGAGGAACUCAAGCGGAUUUGUUUGAGUUGGCCAACGAUCCCGACAUGUGCGCCGAUGAUCAGAACUCGUUCUGUCCGGAUGUCGACCAGAUUACCGGAUUGCAAUUGAGUUUCCCCGUCGAGUCGGGAGUUCACGUCAUUCCCGAACACCACCUGGCAACGCCGCAGCAGCAACAACAAGACCGAUUGUAUCAUCACCAACAACAGCAGCAGCAGCAGCAACAACAACAACACGAUCAACAACAUUCUCGAGUUUACGCAACGUCACCUGGCGGUUAUUCAUCGGUUUCUCAGAGCCACCGUCGCGGUGGAUCGCCCACCGAUUCUGACGGCCUCAGCGGCCUGGUCAAUUUCAGCCCGUCUGCGCUUUUGACGCCCCUCUCCAUCGAUCAAUCGCCUUUGAUGGACGUUCAAUUUGGUUCGUCUCAGAUGUCACCUUGUUCCAUCAAUUCCUCCUCUUCGCCGGUACCUCAUUGCGAGUCGUCCGCCGGCGGAUUACUCAACCGAAGCCUUCACGCUCACACGCCGGCUCCUCAACACCACCAGCAACAACAACAACAGCAGACGAAUAACAACAAUUCAGUCAUGUCCGUCGAUCAGUCGGACAACGAGUCCGUCUCUAACUUGCAAGUCCGUGUCUCUGUUCUCCAGCAGCGGGACAUUUCCGUACAGCUGGGAUUACCUAAUGACGCCCCCAUUGAAUUUGUUAAUGGCGGUCAUGGAAUUAAAAAUCCACUGGUGCACGAUAAUGACGGAAAAGAUUCUACCCGCGAUGGAUUCGAAUCCGAUUCCUCGUCGAGGACUCAAAUUCGCAUGAAAUCGUCGAAGAGAGGCAGCGGUGGUCGAGACGGUGCUAUUUCGGCCUGUUCGUCUUCGACGGCUGCCGACGGAAUGAACACCGGAGCCGAUCCCGACGACCCCAACAAAUUCACCUGCCGACUUUGCUCCAAGAGUUUCACGUUGCAGAGGCUGUUGAAUCGACACAUGAAAUGCCAUUCAGAUGUCAAGCGCUACCUGUGCACGUUCUGCGGCAAGGGAUUCAACGACACCUUCGAUUUGAAACGACACACCCGAACGCAUACAGGUGUCCGACCUUACAAAUGCGCUCUGUGCGAAAAAUCCUUUACGCAGAGGUGUUCGCUCGAGUCGCAUUGUCUCAAGGUGCACGGUGUCGCCCAUCAAUACCAAUACAAAGAACGAAGAGCGAAGGUAUACGUUUGUGAAGAGUGUGGUCACACAACGAACGAACCUGAGGUGCACUACGUUCACCUGAAAGAGCUCCAUCCUUACAGUCCGGCGUUGCUCAAGUUCUACGACAAGAGGCAUUUUAAGUUCACCAACAACAACUUUACCAACAUGUUGCUCCAAGUUCGAUCCUAACAACAAAACAACAAUUUCAUAAUCGUAAUCAACCGUAUAUAAUAUCCUCUCCUCCUGUUAUGUUUUACACUCUUUUUACACGACAGCAACACACACAACAUAUAACACGAAAUUUAUGAGCAAAUUGGUAUAUAGUGAUUUUUUAUUUGCUCGGUAAAAAUUGAUGGUUUUCUACUUUUUAUUUGAACGGUGGGGGGAAAAGAAGAAAAAAACUUUAAAAUUAGAAAGGUACUACAUGUUAUAUUAUACACUAUAUAGCAGACGCACAAACGUUUGUUCCUGUCUUUCCUUGUAGGUUAUCAUAUGGGUGUGUGCGUGUGUGUGUGUUUUGACUGUUUGGAAGAAGGGCGGAGGGCGUACAGAAAACAUUGACUCAAACACGCACACAUACGACACUGAUUUUUACCUUUUGGGUUCUACGUAUAGUUUCAUUUGCGAUUCAAGCACUAAGCAGAAAGAUAAAAAAAAAAAUCUUUAAAAGGUCCUU
Molecule: messenger RNA, 3868 nt
Organism: Daphnia magna
Lineage: Eukaryota; Metazoa; Arthropoda; Branchiopoda; Diplostraca; Daphniidae
Gene: ovo
Product: transcriptional regulator ovo
Exons: 5
Coding region: 532-3381 (949 amino acids)
Biological process (GO): epidermal cell differentiation; regulation of transcription by RNA polymerase II
Cellular component (GO): nucleus
Molecular function (GO): DNA-binding transcription factor activity, RNA polymerase II-specific; RNA polymerase II cis-regulatory region sequence-specific DNA binding
Source: RefSeq, a predicted model, not a curated record